Cucurbita maxima (winter squash) is the source of this 1513-nucleotide messenger RNA. RefSeq lists its product as uncharacterized. The coding region runs from base 328 to 1239 and encodes 303 amino acids. NCBI's taxonomy places the organism in Eukaryota, Viridiplantae, Streptophyta, Magnoliopsida, Cucurbitales, Cucurbitaceae. The record is from RefSeq and is a predicted model, not a curated record. Gene Ontology annotation, molecular function: protein binding. The transcript is spliced from 14 exons.
GGGUAGCAUCGGUUUUAUUACCGGGCGAUUUCCUUUAUGGGCUUGGUGUAUAAACUUUCAGUCCACCGCCGAAGAUAUUUCCCGCCUCUGCGGCAAAGCAAUGUUGAAGGCAAAAGGUCUGAGGAAGGCGGUUGUGCCGCCCGCUCUCAUCGGCGAUCCUUCUCCCGGGAAUCUCCAGCCCACUCGUCUCGCCCUCCAUGUUAGUCCAGAUGGUUCUUCCUGCUAUGUCUUCAUCGCUUCCGGUUCCCGCGUUUUUAAACUCCAGAUGUAUGUGUUCGUAAUAGAGUUGUAUCGUAAAACAAGGCCGUUUUGUUGUUGCUAAUUUCCAUGGAAGAAUCAUCAGUCGUCGAGGGAAAAGAUAGCUUACUGAUUCCUGUUCAGACAAAGGUUCUAGACUCUUUAUUGCUGAAUCGCUGUCCUCAUCGCUCAGAGAUCCAGAGCUUGGUCCUGGCUGAAGUUGAUAGUUCCAAUGACCUCUUACUGGGGACAGUUGACUCCUAUGGUCACCUCAUUGUUUCUAAGUUAGACGCCACUGGCAAAGAUGCAGACAGGGUUACGUAUUCUGUACUCCCUCAAAAUUCAGGUCUUGGUGAGGGCAGUUGGGCAGGAUUAUGCUUCAGUCCAAGUGAAAUGUUCACGGCAGCUGUUGCUCACAGCUUUGGCAGAACUGUUGAUAUUUAUGACCAGGAUGUCCAUGUUCAAACAUUACGCACACUCUGGUAUCCAACUGCAUUGAGCUUUAUUCAGAAUCUUUCUUCUGAGAAUGGAAGUUCUAUAUUAGCUGUCACCGAAGGUUGUCAGUUGACGAUAUGGGAUUUGAGAAUGAAAGAAAACGGUGGUUGUGUGCAAAGAAUCUGUGGCUCUGUAGGUGAUAACUUUUAUGCUGUCUGUACAUCCUCAAAUGGUAAUAUUGCAGUGGGUGGGGCUGAUCGAACUGUAACAAUCUAUGAUCCUCGAAGGUGGUCAGCAUUAACAAGAUGGGUUCACUGCUCGAAGUAUGAGAUUACGGGACUGGCUUUCUCAUCAAUUGACUCCGAUUACAUUUAUGUCCAGGGAGUUGACUAUGAGGUUUUUUGUGGUCAGUGGAAAGAAAGCAAGAAAGUGUUUUCAUUAAGAGGAGACUCAAAUUGGCUUGGGUUUAGUAAGAGCUGCAGGAGGGAUGUCUUAGGCGGAUGGUGUGAUUCAGGUAGCAUCUUCUUAACAGAUGUUGCCAAUGGGUUCGUCAAUGGCCUUUCCUGAGUCCAUCUUCUGCUGUCUUCUCUUAACGGUACUCUUCCUCCUGAUAUCAAUAAUUUUAAAUUAGUACUGAAGCAGCUAGUUAGGUUUUAGUCAAACAAUCCUUCGAUUUAUUUCCCAUCAGUAAUGCUUAUUAUUCAAUGCACUGUCUACUAGUACCGAUCCAGCAGUUUGCUUUAUACAUUGUUAGGUGAUUCUAGUACCCUUGCACAUGAGGUAAACCCUUACUCCACAUAUUAUUUAAGCAACCUCAUAAUAAUUAUUGUUACUGUAGAAA